Molecule: messenger RNA, 633 nt
Organism: Gigantopelta aegis
Lineage: Eukaryota; Metazoa; Mollusca; Gastropoda; Neomphalida; Peltospiridae
Exons: 3
Coding region: 1-633 (210 amino acids)
Source: RefSeq, a predicted model, not a curated record
AUGGUUCUGGGCAAAAAACUUGAAAAUCUUCACGUCAGGAACAGAUGUGCACUGCCAGAAAUCUCGAGCCCAAAUGAUGAACCAUGCUUUGACAUAAUUUUUGAGCCUCUGUUUGAAGAGCUGUCAGGAUGUCUUCAGAAAGCAAAACCUGAUGGGAUUGCUGACCAUGUUUUGUCUGUGGCUGUUUUCAUGCUGCUGGUAGUGAGAGACAAUGAUAUUAAGAUUCACAAAUGUGGAGAACUGAUAAGAAGAUUUUACACAGCAUUCUUGGUUAAGGCAGACACAGUGAAAAGAAACUGUCCAAACUAUGAUCUUAUGAAAAGAAAUUUUCCAGCAAGGGAACAAUCAGUAAUCAACAUUUUGCUGGAGACUAUAAAUUAUUAUAGUGUGGAUGCUCCAACUGAUGCAGGAUGGUUAUAUAUUCUUCCUUUGCUUCAUUUUCUUCGCGGAGACUCAGAACCUUUCCAAACAUCCUCAUCAGAUGCACAUCGAACAGAGGAGUGGUGGGGACUCACAGGAGUUGAAAAGGCUGAAAAGAAUAUUAAGGAGUACACAGAAGGAUUUUCGUAUUAUGAAUACACCAAUUAUAGAUCAAGAAGAACAUUUGCACAACCAAUGGAAUGGAGCAUGUAA